GCAGCAGCAGCAGCAGCACACUGACUCCCUCACUCAGCUAGCCGGCCAGCUAGCUAGCUGCACCCUGCACCCUUUGGUCUACACGAAACUAACUACACUUUCACCAGAUAUCCACCAUGGAUUUAAAUAAUAUUGUUUCACAACUUGAGAAUACCAACGAGGAGGAAACCGAGAAGCUUCUGCUGCAGUACAAUCGAGAGAACAGUCACACCUUCAGUUUUGACCAAACGGAAGAGAGCCUGCGGAUUAAGCUGUGCCAGGGCGUGUUGUCAGUUCUGGGCAGGCAGGUGCAGCCCAGCUGUCAGAAGACAUGUCUGGAGACACUCCGCAUCCUGUCCAGAGACAAGCGUGUCCUCGGCCCUGUAGCCACCAGGGAGGGCAUGUUGAUCCUGGGAGGACUGGCCAGGCUGAAUCCUGGAGAAGAAGGAGAUGAGAACCAGAAAAAUGGUCUGGAAGACACCCAGUCAGAGGAGGAGGAGAGGGUGGUGGUGGAGGCCUUGAAGUGCCUAUGCAAUGUGGUUUAUAACAGUCCUGCGGCUCAGCAGGUCUGUGUAGACGUGCAGCUUGCUCAUGGCCUGUGUGCCAUUCUGCACACGGCCCGCACAUGGCACCAUGAGGUGGGUCUCUUCACGCUGCGCCUGGUCUUCCUGCUGUCUGCACUGAGACCAGAUGUGCGAGGGGUUUUUCGGAGAGAAUUGCAUGCUGUAAGACUACUGACGGAGGUCCUGGAGUUUACCCUAGAUGUGAGCUGGGUUGGUCCCUAUGAAGCUGCCCCUCCAGAUCCACAGGCCCUGCCUAUGCCUGCAGAAAACAAUGAGAGAACAAUGGAGGCACUCAAAGCCUUGUUCAACCUCACACUGUCUGACACUGGUGGUGAGGAGGAUGACCACCAGUUCCGAAUCAUCGCUGCCAUCCUGCGUCAUCUGCUGAUGCUGAAGACUGAGACUGAGGAUAAAACAGAGGAAGCUCACAGUCAUGCCAUCAACCUGCUGAACAACCUGCCUGUGUCCUGCCUGGACGUGUUAAUCGACGUGCCUGUCCAGGGGGGCCUAGAGAUGUACAGUGGGAAAAACUUGGAUGCAAUCCAGAUGUUGAUAGACUUCAUGGCGAAAAGGAUGGACAAGCAGGGCUCCAACUACAAAGAGGGUUUGACUCCGGUGCUCAGCCUGCUGACUGAAGGAUCCAGACAUCACAGGGAGAUCCGCAGGUUCAUCAAAGCUCAGGUACUUCCCCCGCUGAAAGACGUAAAGAUCAGGCCAGAGAUCGGCACCACCACCAGGAACAAGCUGGUGCGCCUUAUGACACAUGUGGACAUGGGGGUGAAGCAGACGGCUGCAGAGUUUCUCUUUGUCCUCUGCAAAGAAAGCGUAGACAACCUGUUGAAGUACACAGGAUAUGGAAACGCAGCGGGACUCCUGGUGGCUCGAGGACUCCUUGCAGGAGGGAGAGGAGAGACUCAGUACUCGGAUGAUGAAGACUCAGACACAGAGGAGUACAAAUCUGCUAAACCCUUCAUCAACCCCAUCACCGGUCAUGUGGAGGAGCCCAUGCCGAACCCCAUCGAAGAGAUGACGGAGGAGCAGAAGGAGUACGAAGCCCAGAAACUAGUCAAUAUGUUUGACAAGUUGUCAAGGCAGAAUGUGAUCCGGCCGAUGGGGGUCAUGCCUGACGGGACGUUAGCACCACUUGAAGAAACUCUCUGCGACCCCCCCGAUGACUCAGGAUCGGACUCUGACUAGGCACGCCACUUUCAGGCCCCAUGUUCAGGCCCUCAACACAUCCCAGAGCUGUGUCCCAUGUCAGUGUCAGGAGGGUUCUCAGAAAUCCAAACAAAUGCUGAAAUGUAGGAUCUGCUUUUUUAACUUGGAUGACCAGAAAGUCACCCUAAUUUGACAGAUUUGUGAAUUAACAUUAGGACGUUUAAGUGUAUCAAAUGUUUCAGAAUGGCAGAUAGUGAAUCAGGUUAACGAUAAAUGUGUUUAAGCGAUGUAAUUUAUGUUGGGCAACAUGGUGUAUUUAAUAUUAAAAUGUGACAGUGAUCCGGUCCUGAACUGGGACACAGCUCACCAUGUCCCCGGAAACAGUGGAGGCCCUGUGGCAGCACUGAGACCUCCUCCAGAGAGGAAGUGGACUUGAUGUGCAUCAGAGACUUUGCAGUGGCAUCAAAAUGCAAAGGAGAUCACCAUGGUUACUGUUGCACCUUCCUCAUUUAUUGUAGCACUCCUUAAGUUUAAAAAAAUAAAUAGAGGUAAUAAUAUAAUUCUUUGCUGGAUCGUGUGUAGGUCACUGAAAGCACGUUGUCAUAGUUGAAGUGUCACUGGGUCUGAAUAAUCAUUCCUUCACAUGGGCUUUUGUUUUUUAACAUUUCUCUUCUUUCUGCUACAUGAUGAUUUAGUUAUCUGUUUCUAGAUGACUCAAGCGCACAUAAUAGAAACUACUUUAAAUAUGAUAUCAACAAAAACUGUAAACAGAGACCCUUGUUGAUGGUUUAAAAUCAUGGGGUAUGUCCGUUAGAGACAACUAGAUUGGUGAAUAUUUAGAGAUCAGGCAGUGUGGAUAGGUUUCGCUUGCAGCUCACACUGAGUCUGUGUUCGGUUGUGUAAUUAUGAGUGUUGCACACCAGUUAGUCGCCAAGGAAACCUUCUGAAUUCAGGGCUUGUUGGUUUGUGUCACUGAAAUACCUUCUUUUUUCUUAAAUGUAUAAAUUGUGGAGAAACGCAACCUUUUCUUGUGGUGGACGAUAGUGAAGAGAUUGUUUCUGCCUGCUGUGGACUCUCGACAGAGAAUUGUGUAAACUGCAACGAUUGUUUUUCUAAUUCAUUUUACUUUUGCCAAAUCCGCAUUAUGUUAAAUCAGUUGAUGUUUUUCUUUUUUUUUCUAGAUUGAAAUGUUUGCUAAUUUUAUACAAUUCAACAUGUCUUUAAACUGAUGAGACUUAUUUUUGUUGGUACAAUUUAAUUUAAUAUCUGCCACUUUUUAAAUAAGCCGAAUGCAACAGAUUCCCCCCCCCCCAAAGUGAAACCCUGACUUUGGAUAAGUGAGACUUUCCUUGUACAAAAACAAAUAGCUGAUUACAAUCCAGAGAAACCGAGUAAUGCUUUAACCAGAGAACAUGUGUCAUUGUUAUAUGAUAAAGGAAACAGAGACUGUUUACUUGUUUUAUAAUGAAUAAUCAUGAGCACACUUCACCUGACCUGAGAAUCCUCUCUACUGCCUCCUCACACAGAAAAUAAUAAAUGAUCUAGAGUUUGCCUCACAAAAGACUUAACUCCGAGUCACUCGCUUAAACUUCAUGUGACUAAUUUAAUGUUUUUUGUUGCUUAGAAAAGUCAUAAAAGGUCAGACAUACACAAAUUAAAGUCAAAACCUAGCAGUAAGGUGUUGGGUAGCACAAACACUUUUUCCCUUUCAGUUAGUCAUGCAGCCGUUUCUCUCGUGCUCCUGUGUAAAUGCCUUCUCUUUCCUCCACAGUCAUAGUGGGAUAUAUUCAAAUUGCAUGUUGAUCCCUGCUCUAUCUGGAAAGCUUUUGUUGUAUUUUUGCACACUUUAUAUACUGUAAAUAUCAGCACACUUAUUUUAUGUGAGGCUUCCACUGAAAAGUUAAUAAACUGGAGAAUAAGAGCA
Notothenia coriiceps (black rockcod) is the source of this 3624-nucleotide messenger RNA. RefSeq names its product RIC8 guanine nucleotide exchange factor B (gene ric8b). The transcript has 10 exons. The record is from RefSeq and is a predicted model, not a curated record. Lineage: Eukaryota; Metazoa; Chordata; Actinopteri; Perciformes; Nototheniidae. Gene Ontology annotation, biological process: G protein-coupled receptor signaling pathway. Gene Ontology annotation, molecular function: guanyl-nucleotide exchange factor activity; G-protein alpha-subunit binding. The coding region runs from base 117 to 1739 and encodes 540 amino acids. Gene Ontology annotation, cellular component: cytoplasm; plasma membrane.